ACACGAAAUAUUUAAUAUCAGAGAGAAGCUCCAAAAGCAAAGCGUUCAUUAUGAUAUAACUUAUGUUAGCUUUGCUUCGAAAGUUGUAUGUAAAUUAGCUAUAAGUUAUAUCAGAGAAUGUAGAAUGUAUUUUACAUUCUCUGGUUAUAUGACAGAAUUAAACAGUGCGCACAAACUUAAAAACGAAAAGGGAAUUCGACGAAAAGUAUGACCAAAAGCUUAAGCGAUAACAUCUAAAAUAAAAAAAACAUUCUUUGACUUAAGCAGUUGUCAAUAUUUGCUUAGAUAUUUGCAUUCCUAUAUCAACCAAAAUUCCAAUAACUUGAAAAUAUUUACUUAUAAUUUAAAUUAGAUUCCAAACAAGUAUAUAAAUUGAAAUACAGCAGUUAUGCCGGCCUACCAUUCACAGAUUAAGGAAUUUCCCCAAGUGGUCGGAAAUAUGGCAAUAUUGCCUUUACGUACCCAAGCUCGUGGACCUGCCCCCUGUGCCAAUAUUGAAAACGAUAUCAUUGAUGAGUCACUAUAUUACUUCAAAGCAAAUGUUUUCUUCCGUACAUAUGAGAUAAAGUCUGAAGUGGAUCGUGUGCUCAUUUACAUUACCCUGUAUAUAACCGAAUGCUUGAAGCGCUUACAACGCUGUAGUAACAAAAAUCAAGGAACUCAAGAAAUGUACAGUUUAGCAAUUUCAAAAUUUGAUAUUCCUGGAGAUGCAGGAUUUCCAUUAAAUGCUGUUUAUGCUAGACCACAAAAUACACAAGAAGGAGAUUUAAUGCGUCAAUAUUUCUUACAAUUGCGACACGAAAUCGGAAAUCGCGUUUGCGAGAAAGUAUUCAACAGUGAAGACGGAAAGCCCAAUAAAUGGUGGAUUUGUUUCGCUAAAAAGAAGUUUAUGGAGAAAUCUUUAUCUGGGCCUGGACAAUAGACAUGUCUAUUCCUUUCGCAACUAUUAUUUAAUUACAAAAUAUGUCGUCUCAAAAUGAAUAAUAAAAUGUAACAUACAAAUAAUUGCGUUAAUUAAAGCCUUUAUUCAAGCUA
Molecule: messenger RNA, 1035 nt
Organism: Bactrocera oleae (olive fruit fly)
Lineage: Eukaryota; Metazoa; Arthropoda; Insecta; Diptera; Tephritidae
Gene: Arpc3A
Product: Actin-related protein 2/3 complex, subunit 3A
Biological process (GO): regulation of actin filament polymerization; Arp2/3 complex-mediated actin nucleation
Cellular component (GO): cytoskeleton; Arp2/3 protein complex
Molecular function (GO): actin filament binding
Source: RefSeq, a predicted model, not a curated record